This is a messenger RNA of Doryrhamphus excisus (bluestripe pipefish), 1831 nucleotides long. RefSeq names its product recombination signal binding protein for immunoglobulin kappa J region-like (gene rbpjl). Gene Ontology annotation, biological process: regulation of transcription by RNA polymerase II. The record is from RefSeq and is a predicted model, not a curated record. Gene Ontology annotation, cellular component: nucleus. Gene Ontology annotation, molecular function: DNA-binding transcription activator activity, RNA polymerase II-specific; RNA polymerase II cis-regulatory region sequence-specific DNA binding. NCBI's taxonomy places the organism in Eukaryota, Metazoa, Chordata, Actinopteri, Syngnathiformes, Syngnathidae.
AAGAAUUGGACCAUCUUGACUGCAAGACGUGUUCUUACAGCUGGUAGAACCACAGCGGGGGAUCUACAGGUUCUCUUGUUCUCGUCCCGCGAUGCAGUCAGUCAUCAUGUGAUCACUCGGGCGUCCUAAUUUCUGCCGAUGGACGAGCUCGGCGUCAUGGAAGACAGAUGCAGAGAGGCUUCCAAGCAACAGCUUGCCUGCUUCCAGCCCAGUUCUACUGAGGCGGUCACUCACCUGCUGGAUGGACACGUGGAGUGGGACAGGAGAACCCAGUCGACCUGUCCGUCUUUGGCAGCGAGCAGAGGAGGCGACCAAUGCGUGGUCAUCCUGCACGCCAAAGUUGCUCAAAAGUCCUACGGCAACGAGAAGAGGUUCUUCUGCCCGCCUCCAUGUGUUUACAUCAUCGGCCACGCUUGGAGGCUCCUGUACGACCACCUGGCAGCAGGGGGCGUCGACCUGUGUGGCUACAUGUGUGUGGAUGCCUCCGCUCACACCCACAGCGACACCUUCAAACUCACCUUUGACCUGCUGAGCGACAGGAGGAUGUUCGCUUGCGCCAAGUCGCUGUUCAUCUCGGAUCAGGACAAGCGGAAACACUUCCGCCUUCUGCUGCAGAUCUUCACGCAGACAGGAAGUAGUAGACAGGAAGUAGGCGCCUUCCACAGCCGCCUCAUCAAAGUCAUCUCCAAACCGUCUCAGAAGAGACAGUCCAUGAAGAACGCUGACUUGUGUAUUUCAGCCUGCUCGCGAGUGGCGUUGUUCAACCGUCUUCGCUCACAGACGGUCAGCACGCGAUACCUUGCCGUGGAGGGCACAGCCUUCAUCGCCAGCGCCAGACAGUGGACGGCCUUCACCAUCACGUUGGUGGAGGAGCCACGUGCUGACCGAGGCGAUUUUGUGCUGAGCGAAGGAUUGGUGUGUUACGGUUGUGUGGUCCAACUUGUGUGCACCGAGUCUGGAGUCACUCUGCCCCCCAUGGUGAUCCGAAAGGUCAACAAGCAGCACGCCAUCUUGGAGGUGGACGAACCCGUCUCUCAGCUGCACAAGUGUGCCCUGGAGUUCAGAGACACCCCUCACGCCUACUUGUGUUUGUCCAAUGACGCCAUCGUGGUGCACCAGGCCGUCUGCAGUGUCAAAGACCCUAGCAGGGUGGUCCUGAAUGACGGCUCGUGUUGGACCGUCAUCGGAGUGGAGGUGGUGGACUACACCUUCAACCAGGAGGCGGUCUGUGUCCAGACCCCCAUCAGUCCUUUCCCGGUGGUCAGCAGCCUGGAUGUGAACGGCGGCGGUCAUGUCGCCAUGUUGGAAAUCCUCGGAGAAAACUUUGGCCCUCAUCUCAAAGUGUGCUUUGGAAACACCGAGGCUGAGACCAUGUUCAAAUGUCCCAAGUCUCUGCUUUGCGUGGUCCCAGACGUUUCAGUCUUCAGUGGCGGCCAGCAACAUCGGCGUCGUGUGGUCACUGUGCCCGUGUCCCUACUCCGUCCGGAUGGCGUCCUCUACCGCACAUCCUUCACGUUCACGUACACGCCCGAGCUCCAGGCGCCCCUCCACGAACGUGGGCUCAGGACAGUGGGAAGGACGAGGGACAGUGCGGGCGAGGCGGAGCGAGAAGACGACGUCCUGCUGGAGAGCAUCCACGAGGAGUUCACCAGAGCCAACUUUCAUCUUUUCAUGCAAACGUAGAUCCAUAACAUCCUCGUCUCGCCACCAUGUCAAUGUCAAAGACCGCCUCUCAACUUCCUGUCAUCACAUCAUUAACGUCUGACUGUACCGAUGAUGGACACCAAUAAAUAUUGUGAUGUCAUCACAUCCUCUGGCAUUCACCACAGCA